UUAGUUUACUUUGUCAAGAAGGAAAAAAGGGCAUUUACGAGUAGAGGCAUAGGAGGGGCAGCGUGAAGACCGAUCCGGUCAAUUUAUUCACUCUCAUCGAAAAACGAAAACCUUCCCAAUCUUCUUCUUCUUCUUCUUCAUCGGUUUCAAUUUCUUGAAAUUUCCAGUGGAACCCAAUUAAGAAUCAUCGAAGCCCAUCAAAACCCAAACUCAGAAAUGGCCGCUCCUACAUCGUCAUCGUCGGCCACAACCAACAUCAUGCUCGCAAUCUUCGAGAAGAAGACGACCCAAGUGGACCUUUACCAUCCUCUCCGCAACUACAUCGCCUACAAUUACUCCGAGCGCGAGGCCCACAACCUCGAAGACGAUCUCCAAACUCUCAGGCAGUACCGCUCCGACAUCGAACGCCAAUCUGACCCAUCACCCACAUCACGCCGAGACCUCUUUCAGAAUUACUAUAAAGCCCUUUGCCUCGUAGAGACCCGCUUCCCCAUAUCCCCUGACAAAGACCAUGUCAAUUCCAUCACUUUCGUCUGGCACGACGCUUUUAAGAGCAAACAGAAGGCGUCUCAGCAGAAUAUUCAUCUCGAGAAGGCUGCCGUUUUGUUCAAUUUAGGUGCCGUUUACAGCCAGAUUGGACUAUCGUACGACCGGACGACAGUUGACGGUCGCCGGCUGGCGUCACACGCGUUCAUCGCGGCGGCCGGAGCGUUCGCUUUCUUGAGGGAUAAUGCGGCGACGAAAGCCUCGAUUGGGAGCUCUACGACGGUGGACUUGUCGGUGGAGUGUGCGGGGAUGUUGGAAAGGUUGAUGCUGGCUCAGGCUCAGGAGUGUGUGUUUGAGAAUACCAUUGCUAAAGGAAGCACUCCCGGUGUCUGUGCUAAGAUCUCUAGGCAGGUUGGGCUGUAUUAUGAAGAAGCUUUUGCCGCCUUGAGUGCUGCGCCUCUGAACCAGCAUUUUGACAGGGGUUGGGUAUCGCAUGUGCAGCUAAAAGCAGCUCUAUUUUAUGCAGAAGCUUGUUAUAGAUGUAGUCUGGAGCUGCAUGAUAAAGAAGAGAUUGCUGAAGAAAUUGCUCGGCUGAAAAGUGGUAUUGGUGCUUUAUCUGAGGUGAAGAAAUCCUCGAAAGGGGCUGCUGUGCAGCUUCUGGAUGCAGUUAACAAGUUGGAUGCAAAUCUUAAUCGUAGCUUGGAGAGGGCAGUGAAGGAGAACGAUAGAGUUUACCUUAUGAGGGUUCCUUCUCCUAGUUCCUUACAGGCCCUUCCGGCAUUUUCCAUGGUGAAGCCAAUGGCCAUGAGUGAGGUGUUGGAUGCAAGCAAAUUAAGGAUGUUUGCCAGUCUUGUUCCAGAUAGUAGUGCAAAGGCUCUUUCAAGGUAUACUGAAAUGGUGGAUGAUAUUAUCAGAACACAGGCUGAGAAAUUGCAACAAGCUAGUGAGCUGACCAGAGUAAGGCUCAAGGAAAUGGAUCUUCCAGAUUCUAUUCUUUCUUUGGAAGGAAACUCUUCCCUUCCUACAGAUCUCAAAGAAGAUGUAGAGGCAGUGCAGAUAUGUGGAGGCCCUGCUGGUUUGGAAGCUGAGUUGCAACAGCUUGGGGAUUUGAGAAGGGUGAAUCAGGAACUGCUUGUUCAGAUCGAGGAACUUUUGCAGAAAGAGGCAAGAGAAGAUGCUCAAUUUAGAAGCCAAUUUGGAACACGGUGGACUAGGCCUCAGUCCAGCACUCUUACGAAGAACUUGCAGGAGAGGUUAAAUAGAUUUGCAGCUAAUCUAAAACAAGCUGGAGAAAGUGAUGCUCGGAUUGAGCGUUCAGUGAGGGAACAUUCAGCUCUCAUGUCAAUCCUUGAUAGGCGGCCGAUUGAAUCUGCACUCCCAACUCUUGCAAGGCCAAUAAUGUCUUUGGAUGCUAACGAGGAUGCUAUUCUGGGGGCUCUGAAGCAAAGCUUGAGGCAGCUGGAAACACUUGGUGCUGAACGAGCUGCUCUCGAAGACAUGCUUAAAGAGAUGAAAAGGAAGGAUGAUAUUUUACCAAAGUUGAUGACGUCGACUGGCUCCUAUGAGGAUCUUUUCAGGAAGGAGAUAUCAAAGUAUGACCAUAUAUGUGAAGAAAUUGGCCAAAAUAUUGAGGCACAAGAACAGUUGUUGCUGCAAAUUCAGGCACAAAAUGAUAAUUUCUCUGCCAUUUUUAAUCUUGAAGAUUACAAAGCAUCUCGCGAGAAAUCUUACAAGCAGAUUCAAGCUGCCAUAGCUAAAUUCCGAGAAAUUAAGGAUAACAUCAACGAGGGAUUAAAGUUUUAUGUUACUCUUCAGGAUGCAAUUACAAAUGUAAAGCAGCAAUGCAACGAUUUUGUGAUGACAAGAAACAUCCAAUGCCGCGAAAUGAUGGAAGAUGUGCAGAGACAAAUGGCAGGUCUCAGUUUCCAGGAUAAGACGACAAGUGCAUACAACUAUCCUCCGGUUAGCCAUCAAACUCAAAGAGCCAGUACGCAACAGCAGACUGAUCCUCGUCCCCAAACACCCUACUACCAGCCUCCCGAGCAGCCAGCAAUGGGCGGGUAUUCACACCCUCCUCCCCCUUAUAGUUCACCACAGCAGCCUCCACAUCCUUACCAUGUGCCACCUCCCUCGGGUGCACCAUACCCUCCUCAGGUGCAACAGCAACCUCCCACAAGCCAUGAGUACGGCCAACCUGCAUAUCCGGGUUGGCGGGGACCGUAUUACAAUGCCCAUGCACAACAAUCUGGUUCUUUACCUCGGCCUCCUUACACCGUUCCAGCUCCAUACCCCCCUCCUCACCAAAGCGGCUACUAUAAGCCCCAAUAGUGUAGCGGCCCAUGGUGUAGUUUGGUCAUAUAAGUUGAUUUGGUCGUGAUAUGUUUCAUUUCAUCGCAGCAAUGUAGUGAAAGAUUUUAUUACUCACUCUUGAGAUUGUAAAGUUUAAUUCAUUUAGAAUGUCUGGUCGAUCGGUGGUUUGCAUAAUUCUUAUUCAAGUAUUUUUCUAUGUAUAGCUAGUUGAUUUUAAAAUCUUGAAAGAUGUAACAAUUAAUAAUAAAUAGCAUCCUUUCUUUGGAUUUUAUUUUGAGAA
This is a messenger RNA of Ziziphus jujuba (common jujube), 3076 nucleotides long. RefSeq names its product vacuolar-sorting protein BRO1. Bases 217 to 2814 code for a protein of 865 amino acids. Lineage: Eukaryota; Viridiplantae; Streptophyta; Magnoliopsida; Rosales; Rhamnaceae. Gene Ontology annotation, cellular component: endosome. Gene Ontology annotation, biological process: protein transport to vacuole involved in ubiquitin-dependent protein catabolic process via the multivesicular body sorting pathway. Gene Ontology annotation, molecular function: protein binding. The record is from RefSeq and is a predicted model, not a curated record. The transcript is spliced from 8 exons.